CGCCAAAGGACCAAAAAAAAAGUCAAAACCAGCGUUUAAGCUUUACUUAUCUCUAAAACGACACCCACCUUUUUUCCAUCUCUCUUCUCUCUCCCACGAGAGUUCUUUUUUUUUUCCCUCUUCUCUCUUUCUCUCUCUUGUUCCUUGUACCUUCCUGCAUUUUUUUCUCCAUCUUUCCUCUCUAAUCUUUUUAUCUUCUUCUGCUUCUCCUUCUUCUUCUUCCUCCUUUUAACGAUUCUGUGGAGAGUGAAUCAGUUAUGAUCUUGUGGAAAUCUCUCAGCUGUUUCUCGUUCGUCUUCGGCUUGUUGUUGUACAGUGCUAGUUUCGUUUCUGCUGGAGACAUAGUUCACCACGACGAUUCGCUUCCCCAGAGACCUGGUUGCAACAACAAUUUCGUACUGGUGAAAGUCCCGACUCGAGUUAAUGGGUCCGAAUACACGGAGUUUGUUGGUGUUGGUGCUAGGUUUGGCCCAACCUUGGAAUCUAAGGAGAAACAUGCUACCCUCAUCAAACUUGCUAUUGCAGACCCUCCUGAUUGUUGCAGCACUCCCAAAAAUAAGCUUACAGGAGAGGUCAUUCUUGUUCAUCGUGGUAAAUGCAGUUUUACCACUAAAACAAAGGUUGCUGAAGCAGCUGGUGCCUCCGCCAUCCUUAUCAUAAACAACAGUACAGAUCUUUUCAAGAUGGUCUGCGAGAAGGGUGAAAACGUCUUAGAUAUAACUAUUCCUGUUGUUAUGCUACCCGUUGAUGCUGGUAGAAGUCUGGAGGACAUAGUCAAAAGUAACUCUCUAGUUACUUUGCAGCUAUACUCACCGAAACGUCCAGCAGUUGAUGUGGCUGAGGUCUUUCUCUGGCUUAUGGCUGUCGGUACCAUUUUAUGUGCUUCUUAUUGGUCUGCGUGGACCGUCAGGGAAGAAGCUAUUGAGCAAGACAAGCUGCUAAAGGACGGAUCAGAUGAACUUUUGCAGUUAUCAACCACCAGCUCUAGAGGUGUUGUUGAGGUCACCGUGAUAUCAGCAAUUUUGUUUGUAGUGGUUGCUUCUUGUUUCUUGAUCAUGCUCUACAAGCUUAUGUCAUUCUGGUUUAUAGAGGUGUUGGUGGUACUCUUUUGCAUAGGUGGCGUAGAGGGGCUGCAAACCUGUUUGGUCGCCUUACUCUCAUGUUUCAGAUGGUUCCGCCGCUUUGGAGAAUCAUAUCUCAAAGUUCCUAUCCUGGGUGCUGUCUCAUACUUGACUCUGGCUAUAUGUCCCUUUUGCAUAGCAUUUGCUGUAUUUUGGGCAGUUAAACGCCAAUACUCUUAUGCUUGGAUAGGGCAAGAUAUACUUGGAAUCUCACUGAUAAUCACGGUUCUUCAAAUUGUCCGCGUACCAAAUCUUAAGGUCGGGUUUGUUCUUCUCAGCUGUGCCUUCAUGUAUGACAUCUUCUGGGUUUUUGUUUCAAAAUGGUGGUUCCGUGAAAGCGUGAUGAUUGUGGUAGCCCGUGGUGACAGAAGCGGAGAGGACGGAAUUCCAAUGCUACUAAAGAUCCCACGAAUGUUUGAUCCUUGGGGUGGCUACAGCAUAAUUGGAUUUGGUGACAUCAUCUUACCAGGACUGCUUGUAACUUUCGCACUGAGGUACGACUGGCUGGCGAACAAGAGGCUAAAGUCAGGAUACUUCCUUGGGACAAUGUCUGCUUAUGGUCUAGGCCUGCUCAUAACAUACAUAGCUCUAAACUUGAUGGACGGACAUGGACAACCGGCUCUGCUUUACAUCGUCCCAUUCAUACUCGGUACUUUGUUCGUGUUGGGUCACAAGAGAGGUGACCUGAAGACGCUGUGGACAACAGGGGAACCCGACAGGCCAUGCCCUCACGUUCGUCUUCAACCUCAAUCGUCUUAAAACAAGCUACUAUGUAUCAGAUGAGAACAGAUCAAAAUCAGAUGAUCCUCUAGUUUUUUUUAUUGUUAAUACAACACACCCCUUCUUAGGUCUAUAUAUAUAUGUCUCUGUACGCUUUCACACAACUAGACAGGAGAGCCCAUACCAUAUUUGCCUUAAUAACUCUUUUAACCUCUCUUGCUAGAUGAAACCACGAAUAGACUUUGGCUUCUUUUCCUGAGUCA
Arabidopsis lyrata subsp. lyrata is the source of this 2104-nucleotide messenger RNA. Its product is annotated as signal peptide peptidase-like 4. Gene Ontology annotation, molecular function: aspartic endopeptidase activity, intramembrane cleaving. Gene Ontology annotation, biological process: membrane protein proteolysis. The record is from RefSeq and is a predicted model, not a curated record. The transcript has 14 exons. The coding region runs from base 258 to 1880 and encodes 540 amino acids. Lineage: Eukaryota; Viridiplantae; Streptophyta; Magnoliopsida; Brassicales; Brassicaceae. Gene Ontology annotation, cellular component: lysosomal membrane; Golgi-associated vesicle membrane; lumenal side of endoplasmic reticulum membrane.